Ciona intestinalis (vase tunicate) is the source of this 2166-nucleotide messenger RNA. Lineage: Eukaryota; Metazoa; Chordata; Ascidiacea; Phlebobranchia; Cionidae. The record is from RefSeq and is a predicted model, not a curated record.
UAAGUGGUAAGCUAGCAUGAAGUGUAUGAAACAGAACACCUUUGUUGUAACUGUUGUUAUGUUCAGUGUUCUCAAGACUAAGUUUAUUCUCAACAGAUGAAACAACGGUUGGAUUUUCAACAGAAUUAAUCAUUUUUAUUGCGUUGUGUUGCGCCAUUGGAUUUUUACUGCUUGUUGUCAUAGCUACAGUGGUGUUCUUUAUAAGAAGGCAACAUAAUGUUAAUACGAGGAAUGAGCAACACUGCAAUUGUGAUAAAUCUUAUAAAAAUGACGUUGUAUACGAAUGCAUUGAGGACCUUGUCACUGAUCAUAGCAUUGAUAAAACUAAGCUUUGGGAAACAUGUGAAGAGUUAAGUUCAAAUUCAAACGCUGGGUACAUUCUACAGUAUGGAGAAAUGAUGAAAAAAAUAGAUUUUUCGGAAAAAGUUGAUUCAGAUGAAAUGUUAAAAAUACCAAUUCAACCAAUCAGUGGGGAGUAUGUGAAUGAAGGAAAUCCUCAGGUUUUUAUCGCUGGACAAGUGAAAUGUUUUGUAAAAUUCUGGGAGAUGAUUAUGACGCAACAAUGCAGGGUUAUUGUGGGGUUUCCAGAAACAAGAACUCAAUUUUAUCCAAAAGUGAAAAGAAGUAAAACUUACGGCAAUGUAAAAGUUUCAACAUUGGAGAAAAGGCAUUUCGAUUAUUUUAGCAUUAUUAUACUGGAGGCUUUGAGCCAAACAAACGAAUAUGAAAGCAUAUCUCGGAAAAUAUUUUUGUUUGAGUUCAAAAAUUGGGCUGAUUAUGAUGUCAUAAGCACAAGUUCUAGAUUUGUUUGGUUUGUAAACAAAGUGACCGAAAACACGAUAAAAAUAUCCGAUGGCUCGAGUGUUAUUGUUUAUGGAAGUGAUGAAGCGUCCUCAUUGUUUGUGGCAUAUCAGCAGCUUGCUCUUCAUCUAAAAUACAAAAACAAAAUCAACAUUUAUCAACUAGUUGUUCAAUUAAGGACACUGAAUGCAAGAUUCUUUUCAACAAUGGAAACUUACAUUUUGCUUCAUCAGUUGUUGUUGGAAAUCCAAAUCCUUGGAAACACUGAUCUAACAUUGUCUGAAGCUCGGGAAAAAAUGACAAAGUCACAAUUCUGGUUUCAGACAGAAUUUGAUUUCCUUGAAAAAACAGUGAAGUAUGGCAAUAAUGCAUCAGUGGUCCUACCUGGUGAUUUUGAAACAGAAAUGGUGUGCGUUACCUACACAGGGGAUCUUCAAAAAGUUUGGAUGAAAAUUUUCGCACAAAAUCCAGAUCUGAUUGUCUGCUGUGAUAAAACAAAGAGUUUAAUGGAUCUGGGAUUCUCUGCAAAACUUCAUCAGAAUUUUGACCUAGUUUCAUUGACUUUAAAAAACAAUUUCAGGCUGUUGGAUAUAAAGAAUAGAAUAAACAAUUCCAAGGUUCGUUUUAUAAUAAGUUGUGCUUCUUUUGACCUAAAGUAUUUUCAGCGCACAGUUAUGAUGGAGUAUUUGGAAAGUACAAAAACUUUUGAAGAUUUAAUUUUAGCAUCCAAUAUUUUGUGCGGUUUGUGCAGAGAAGUUACCAAAGUUGUUGUCAUAAUCAGUUGUGAAAGUUUGACAGUUUUAUUAUUAUGUCUACUCACUGAAAGAAUCAAAUCUCAAUCCAAAUUUGAUGUUUUUCGUGCUGUCCGUGAUCUUGGAUUGUUUGUCACAAAGGAACAAUAUGAACUCCUGUACAAAUGCUUGUUGCAUCAUAAACAAGAAAUUGACAUAUAUGCUAACACUACCUGCUAAGAAAUGUCUGCAAAAAUUAAUUAAUUGUUAUUUAAGUUGGUAGAAACUCGCAAUAAUAUGGAUUUUACUUGAUUUUAAAAUAUAAUUUCUGUUUUUCAAUGAAAAAUCUGUAUUAGCUAUUAAUUCUUUUCGUGCAAUAAUAAAAUUAUUACUUGUAUAUAUAUACAGUUUUAUAACUCUAGGAAUGUUUUUUGUUUACUACCAAAUGGGACGAGAAAAUAGAAUGAAAAGGUGUCCCAUCUCCCCCACCCUACUAUUCUUUAAGCAGUUAAUUUGUCCAAUGAAAAACUUAACAUAUAAAGACAAGGAGAGUUUUUAUUCAUUUCUUAUAAACUUUCGAAAUCAAGUUCUUGAAAGUGUCUUGGGAAAUUUUCGAAAUCAAGGCAGUGGGUGU